GAGGCUGAAUCACUGUAUCACCUUGGUAACGAAAAAUAUUUAAUACCCUCAGCCCUUAUUCUUUUCUUCUUUUUCUUCUUUAUUAUCUUUCAGAAUGAGCAAAUUCAAUCUAGAAGUUCCUGUAGAUUUAUCAGAAAAGACAUCGAAUCGAUUAGACACUGCUAAAAAGGUGCUUCAUUUGAUCACAUUGGCUACUACUCUAUUGACAAUCUGCGUUGUUGCUCCAUUGAUUGCGACGGAGGCACGUUAUUUGGGUGGUGGUAAACCAGCUCCUAAUUAUACUUUAUUCGUAUGCAUCUUCAGUCUUCCUAUUCCAUUUUUCUUGGUCUAUUUCCCUUAUAUGUACGAGCAUCAUAACAAGUUCAGGAAGCCUGGUAAAUUCUGUAUGAAAAACCGUACCAAUUUGAUAUUUUGUGGUUUCAACUCUUUUCUUUGGGCUACUGCUGGUAUCGCUACUGCAGUACACUCUAAUGAUUCUUCCAAUUGUGCUGUGGAUAGUAGCUUACGGAAGACAUAUGGUGAUUCAUAUGUUAGUGCUUGGGGAACACAGUGUAACCUGGCUAAAGUCACCACUGCAUUUGCUUGGAUUACCUGUCUUAUUUGGGUAUCGACUUUAUUAUGUACUUUGGUUGCAUUUUGGAAAGAAAAGCAGGAUAUUCAACAACGAUUGAAGGAACAUAGAAUGAGUAAGCAAACCAAAUUAGAAGAGGGCCCUCCUGCUGGAUACACUAGACCUGCUUAUCAAGAAGAAGAUCAUUAUCAACAUGAGAGUUCACCUUUCAAUGACCCUGUUCAGUAUCAACAGCCUCAGUACCAGCCACACUCUCCUUAUGACGGCCACAAUGUAGGUCAAUAUCAGCCUACGAACCAAUACCACACUAGUCCACCAGUACAAUUUUCUCCCAUGCCCACUCCACAGCAUGUGAUGCCUACCCCAGAACAAGCACAUUAUAAUGCUCAUAACUUUUAAUAUUUUUUUAUAUAAUGUUAUCCCUUGUAUAUUCUAUUUUCUUAUUGUAAAUGAUAAACUUUUUUUUUUAUUUUUUUGUAAUCGGAUUUUAAAUUAUUCUAUUUUUAUCAAAAGUCCUUCCGUCAUAAUCAGGUACACCAAGACAUUCUUUGACAUCAAAAAGGUAAAUUAUUAUGAUUGGAGCAUAAUAAAAAUAGCUUCUCUUGGCAUAUACUUUCCUACAUUU
Molecule: messenger RNA, 1196 nt
Organism: Rhizopus microsporus ATCC 52813
Lineage: Eukaryota; Fungi; Mucoromycota; Mucoromycetes; Mucorales; Rhizopodaceae
Exons: 3
Coding region: 95-970 (291 amino acids)
Cellular component (GO): membrane
Source: RefSeq, a predicted model, not a curated record